Molecule: messenger RNA, 1970 nt
Organism: Lactuca sativa (garden lettuce)
Lineage: Eukaryota; Viridiplantae; Streptophyta; Magnoliopsida; Asterales; Asteraceae
Product: RING/U-box superfamily protein
Biological process (GO): ubiquitin-dependent protein catabolic process
Cellular component (GO): endoplasmic reticulum
Molecular function (GO): ubiquitin protein ligase activity
Source: RefSeq, a predicted model, not a curated record
AUUAACUAAACAAUAAAACGGAAACGACUAAACUUUGGGGGGUAUCUCUCUCAUAUCUUACUUUGAGAAUCAUUACAAUCUCCCGUCUUUCUCAGUCCAGAUUGCUGUUCUUGUAUUAGAUGAUUCAAUCGAUGGCUAGUUCAUCUGAUAUUCUAUAACAUAUUUGUCUCAAUCUUUUUUCCUGCCGAUGAAAAACUCGCAUCUCUGCUUCAAUUAAGGUUUAAUUUUUAUCACAAGCUUGCACCUUACAUGUCCUGUUUCUUGAUAGCUUCUUGAUACCGCGAUUAGAAAUCUGAACCAUAAAAAUCAGGGUUUUCCCUCUUUAUACUUCAAAGAGAAAUGGUUUUCGGCUUGUUGUGAUCCAAUUUCGUAAGAAGAUGGGUUUUAGUACAACAAUUGGAGUGCGAAACUAGGGUUUUGUUAAAAUCCUUGGCAGAUAUGUAUAUGCUGCUACAGUAUUAGAUCGUGUUCCCCAUACAAAAUUCGGAUUUGGGGUUCUGACGUUUUCCGCUGCUUAUACGUUACAUCAAUCGAGAAGAAAUUAGGGUUUUGAUUCUGUUUCCUUGAAAAAUUGAAUUGGAGGUUCUGUCUACGGUUUUAAUGGGGGAUCAAUCGCCACAGAACACAAUGAAUCUUGACCUAAAUUUAGGACCUGUCGUUCAUCCUUCCCCAGAUGAUCAACCACAUGCUAUGAGCUUUGAAGAUUGGCUACUCGGGUCUAUGAGGGAAGUGGUUUCUAAUCGCCCUAUGGGUAGGCAGAGAUUGCGAUCAGUUUGGAGACAUAUGCCUGUUUCCAUGGAAGCUAGAAACACCUCUCUAGGGUUGACAGAUGAUGAUGACGACGAAGAACAGCCUCAAGAUAUAAUCAAAACAAACGAAAAUGGUGAUAAGUACUUAGAAAACGAGGCUAUGGGAAACACAAAUCUUGAAAAGAACAAUGGAAAUGAAGGCAGCUUUUUCGAUUGUAACAUAUGUUUGGAUUUAGCAAGUGAGCCUGUAGUCACUUGUUGUGGACACCUUUUUUGUUGGCCAUGUCUUUAUAGAUGGCUAUUUGUUCAUUCCGAUUCAAAAGAAUGUCCAAUUUGCAAAGGAGAAGUAACAAUGAAAACCAUAACUCCAAUUUAUAGCCGUGGAAAUCGAACACGUGUAAACAAAGAAAUCAUCGAUUCAAAUCUCAAGAUUCCAAAUAGACCACAAGCAAACAGAAUAGAAAGCUGGAGACAAGCUAUUCAAAGAAACACACUCAAUCUCCCAAUGUUUGAAAUGAUUCGAAGGCUCGAUAAUCGAUUCGAUUUAACUUCUGAUAACACACAAGAACCUUCAAAUCAUUCAUUGUUAAAUAGAAUCUUCACUUCAAGAGGGAUGCGAAGGGGUUUAGAUCCAGUAACUGCCGCCCCGGAACAUGCCACCGUGGACCCGCAUCCACACCCGCCACGUGGCGGUAGUUUGAAUUCUGUUGAGGGUUUUGUUGAAUCAUAUGAGAGGAAUCUUGAACAGAUUCCAUUAAUGGAAGAUAGACAUUCAAUGUCGAGUAUUGCUGCUGUGAUACAAUCUGAAAGUCAGACUGAAACAGAUUCUAGGGUUUCUGUGUCAACGAGUUCAAGAAGAAGAUGUGAAUCAUCAAGUUCUAGGGUUGAAGAUGUUAAUAGUGGAGAGUCUCGUUCUAGAAGGAGGAGAUUGCAGUGAAAUGAGAAAAGGGUUUUGUUCAAAACUUUGAACAUCUUUGACUUUGAGUGAGUGGGUUCUGAAUCUAUGUUAAAAGAUGUGUUUUUAACUUUUUUUUUUUUUUUUUUUUUUUUAUAUAUAUAUAUUUGUUUUGUGCAAUUUGAUGCUUAAAAACAUUUUACUCUUUUAAGAGUUUUCUGCAAUUAGAUGGUGCUUUGAGUUGUGUUGGAAUGGUGUUAAUGUUUUAUGUAUAGGUAUUAUGACUAUUAGUUUUCUCAUGAUAUGAUAUUAAACUUUUUAUUCGA